Molecule: messenger RNA, 912 nt
Organism: Hirsutella rhossiliensis
Lineage: Eukaryota; Fungi; Ascomycota; Sordariomycetes; Hypocreales; Ophiocordycipitaceae
Product: transcriptional activator of glycolytic enzymes domain-containing protein
Exons: 3
Coding region: 1-912 (303 amino acids)
Molecular function (GO): DNA binding
Source: RefSeq, a predicted model, not a curated record
AUGGCCGCCGGCGCCUUCUUGGAACUCCUGGAGUGGCUUCGAGAGGUGCUCCUGCAGGACGCUGUCUUCCUUCGCGAGUCCUACCCCGACCAUCCUAUCUUUCAGGAUCCGGUCUUCUCUUGCCCCGAGUUUGAAGCGUUCGCCAGCAAAGUUCAAGACACAUGCACACGGGACCACGAAGACAGCCAUACCACGGUCGCAGCCGAGCAGUUAGCUGAGCGAAGACAUCUAGACCUUUUGGGGGCUUCUUACGAACUAUGCACAAAGUUGGAUGAGUUUGCGCAGGCGACCUACACCGUCACCUUCAGCCCCGGCCAAGGUGCUGCAGGUCAACAUGCGGAGAUCGCGGAGCUCAUCAACAGAGGCGCCGCGCUCCACGAGAGACGAGCAGCAGCAGGGAAUGGUGCAAGCGGGCCAGGGGCAAGCCCCCCAGGGAAGAGCGCAUGGCGAGCCGCCUGGGCCGCGCGAACCUCCGAGCUUCAAGCUCCCCGUUCUGUCAAAUCUGUACAGGAGCUGCUGCGUCUCUGGCGGCAGGGCUGGGGCGAAAUGCCUUCUGUGGAUUCUCUUGAGCGAGACUGGGGUGCUCGAUGGCGGCCAUCUGCAGAGAAGAAUUACCUUUCCACGCGCAAGAUCAUCGUCGAUGAGGUUCGGAGGCGGGCCCAGUCGGACGGCUUAACUGAAGAUAUCGUGGCGAGGCAAAUGGACGAAGAACGUGGACCCAGCUCUUUGGAUAAGUUGUUCAAGGCCAUCCGAAAGGACAGGCAAGGCGAAAAGGGACACAAACGUGCGUCGGGCAAUUCAACGUCGGUGGUAGCGAAAAGUCGAUGGCGCAGUGAUUUUGAACACCCGUCUGAUAGAAUGACCGAGGACCUUGGCGGCGAAAGUGCCCCCAGGCCGUCAGGGGGCCUGUAG